This is a messenger RNA of Aspergillus tubingensis, 642 nucleotides long. RefSeq names its product MFS transporter. The transcript is spliced from 2 exons. The coding region runs from base 1 to 642 and encodes 213 amino acids. The record is from RefSeq and is a predicted model, not a curated record. NCBI's taxonomy places the organism in Eukaryota, Fungi, Ascomycota, Eurotiomycetes, Eurotiales, Aspergillaceae.
AUGCCGAGCUUUAUUGGAUAUGCUGCCUAUUCGGCUCGCGCGAUCCAGGCUCCCUUCUUGUGGUGCUCACAGCCAAUUGUGAAGCAGUGCGCCGUGCGCAAUGUUUUGGCCAACCUGAAGACGCUACAAAUACUGGGAAAGCACUGGGCCUUUUCAGAUGUUUUGGGCAAGUUUGCUUGUGGUCUUUACAAGGUGCAUGCGAGCGCCCCAUUCCCGCUGACAGACGAGCUGAAAAAUAUGCCUCCGGAGACCCUACGAGAAUUUAAACCAGCUAAUUCCAGAGCGCGACUUUCUAUCCUGACUCACAAUUCCAUCCUUAUCAACGAGCACGGUUCCACUGUGCAGGCCGCAGAUGAUAUUGAAGACCUUGGUCUGGAAGAUGCAGAUUCUCGGGGACCCGUGUCGGCAGAAGAGAGUAUUGCUGGGUGUAUCUCCCAGAUAUCGCGUGGUGUCGGUGCUGCGACUAGCCAGUUGCCCAUUACGAUCAAUCCGUUCAUAACCGCAGAAACUAUAAACGGUGGUGUGGUGAACAGCAGUCUUGACGGGUCUAUGCUGGGACUAGGCAUGGGACAGAUUGGGCAUAUUGACGACUAUAUUAUGGAUUUGCUGCGCCAAGGAGAACUGUUGCAGCAGGGAGUAUAA